Molecule: messenger RNA, 1965 nt
Organism: Symbiodinium natans
Lineage: Eukaryota; Dinophyceae; Suessiales; Symbiodiniaceae
Source: the annotation of a GenBank genome assembly
AUGCUCAGCAGCUGCCCCACGGGUUUGAGACGCUUGCAUGGAGUCAUGGGUUUGACUGGCUCCAGAAGCAUAUCCUCCGAGUCAUGCAAGACACCGCAGCGCACCUUGCGCCACUGGCCGGCAAGGGCUGUGAGUCCGACUACCCAGCUGCCUGCUCUGCUUCCUGCUUGGGGCCUCCUUGCCGUAGCAGCAUUCAUGGCAAUGGGCCUGCCUGUGUUGGUGGUCGCAACGAAGAGACGGACGCCCACAAUGGCGAGCAAAUCUUCCGAGCGUGAAGGCUUGUCUUCAGCCUGGCGUAUCGCUUCGCGAUUGACCUUUGGGAGUGCCCGCUCGCGAAGGUCAUUCAUUCUCAUCGUGCUUCUUUUCAUCUCGCUUGCUCUGGCAAACACUGCAGCUGUAGCCCAGUCUUUUGCCCAGCGAGACUACAUGACAGCCUUGUCGCAAAAGCAAGCGGCGCUUUUCUUCAAUAAGCUCGGAUUGGCAAUGGUCUUGCUCGCCGCCACGAUGCCUUUCCGAUCGCUGGCUGAAUUUGCAGCGGGCGGACUAACUAUCGUCUGGAGGGAUGCGCUCACUGACGGGCUGCUUCGAGACUAUUUUCGCCCGAAGGUCGUCUAUUGGUUGCGGCACGAGUCUAAUGUUCCAGACCCCGACAUGAGGAUAGCCGUGGAGGCUGGGCAUUUCGCGGACAUGCUGGUCCUGAUGAUCCGUGAUGUCUUCGAGAAUGUCCUGAAACUGUCAGGAUUCCUCGGGGUCAUGUACAGCAUCUCCCCUCUACUCUGUCUCGUGAUGGCCUCUUAUGCUGCAGUGGGCGCGCUGGCGACGGUGAAGUUUUUUGGAGCACCGCUGGUCCGAAUAGACCGGAGCAUCAAGUCGCAGGAGGCAGCCUUUCGUAAGUCCAUCGCUCGAUGUUUGGACCGCGCUGAGCCCCUUUGCCUCUGCGGUGGCGAGCCUUCAGAAAGUGCCGAGUCCCGAGGCCGGUACCUUAAGCUGCAGCAGCAGCAGUGGGCCCGGACGUUCUGGAGGACCAGCCUUGGAACCUUCCGGGAAUUCUUCAGCUGGGCUGCUUACUUGCUCCCUGUUGCAAUUGUGUCUCCUCUCUGGCUUCAGGACAAGGUGCCUUUUGGAACUGUGCCACAAGCCAUCAUGGCCUUCCAGGUGUCGCUGGGCGCGCUGACCGUGGUUGUUCGGAAGUUCCGUUCCGUGUCCGCGUUGAUUGCCGAGGGUAGCCGCCUGGAAGGGCUGGUUCAGGCACUGGCGGCGGCCUCGCGGCGUGCACAGAACCCACUCCCAGCGCCUGAGAUCAGCAAAGCGGCCGUUGAAGUGGAUGGGCUGUCGCUCAGUUUGCCUGACGGAUCUUUUCUCUACAGGCAACUCUCCUUUCAGCUGAAGCCGGGGGAGAGCCUGGUGGUGUUCGGGCCAUCUGGUGCAGGCAAGACCACGCUGAUUCGUGCCUUGGCUGGCUUGUGGGCAGGGGGUUCCGGGAGUCUCCGGCACACAAGGCCGGUGGCUUUUCUGCCACAGGAUCCCUACAUGCCCGAGGGUUCACUGCGUCGCGUGCUGUCAUUUCCCUUGGCCGAGCACACGCUCCGGGAUGAAGACAUUCUGGCAGCUGCCCAGUGCUCCUGCCUGGGUGAUGUCAUCGCGCGGCAUGGAGAGGACUUGGAGGUCGUUGCUGAUUGGGAGGCCGUGCUUUCGAGAGGCGAGCGGCAGCGAUGUGCAUUUUGUCGACUGCUUCUGCUGCGGCCCAACCUGGCAAUCCUGGAUGAAGCAACUUCUGCCCUGGACGAGCCAACGGAGGAAGCCCUCUACCAGCAACUGCUGAGCCUGUGCGCCGGGAUGAGCUUUGUCUCCAUCACACAUCGCCCGGCCUUGCAGCGAUUCCACACGCACGUGCUUCGCUUUGAGGUGGAUGAGUCUGGCGAAGCAUCUGGGAAAUUUGAAGUGAACACUGCUGCUACGCCAUGA